AUGAGAUGGGGCAUUCGGAAGCAGAAUGCAGCGCCGUCUGCGCGGUGCGAGGAAGAUGAUGGAGGGGAGAGAGGGAGCAAGGGCAAGGGCAAGGGCAAGGGCAGGGGAACGUUCUCAUUCUCCCCGCUCUCGUGGCUCGCCAAGCUCGCGGCCAAGGAGAAGCCCGGUGCGGGUGCGGGUGCGGCCACAAAGCGCGCGCCUGCGUCCACGCCCAACAACACCGCCGCGGCGGCUCCCGCGUUCCCGUCGUCGUGCCUCCCCAACGCCAAGCGCACCAGCCCGAGCCCUGCGGCGGCAACGGUCACGCCAGGCUGGUCUAGCUUCAGCCCGCCGCGUCGCUCCACGGAUAAUAAGGACGUCCUGCCGCGGCGGCUGUCGGUCGGCAACGACAAUGCCGACUCCGUCGCCGUGCGGCGGCAGUCGUACCGGCACGGCGGCCGCCGCCACUGCUCCGUCGGCGGGGACCGUGAGCUCCCGCCGCUGGGCCGGCUGAUCCCCUUCUCUCUCGCCGGCUCCCCCGCGCGCCCGCGAGCCGCCACGGCACCGUCGGACACGGACGCCGCCGGAGCGAGGCGGCACCGGCGGCGCCGCCGGAGCAGCCGGCGCCUCAGCGUGAGCGGCGGCAGCCGGCGGCCGUCCUUCUCCGGGAGAAUGCCGCCCCCUCGGGUGCGCGUACGGUCGCCCCGGCGCGCCGCCGCCGCCGUGGCGGCGCCGGCGGAGCUGGAGGGUCUCGCGGUGGUGCGGCGGACGCGGGACCCGCAGCGCGCGUUCCGCGAGUCCAUGGUGGAGAUGAUCGCGAGCGCGACCGGCGGGCCCGCAGCCGUGCCUCCAAGGCCGGAGGAGCUGGAGCGGCUGCUGGCGUGCUACCUGUCCCUGAACGCGGACGAGCACCACGACUGCAUCGUCAAGGUGUUCCGCCAGGUCUGGUUCGAGUACAUCAGCCUGCUGCCCCGCCCGGAAUCCGGCGGGAGACCGAGACGACGGCCCCCGACGGCACGGCGCUGCUGA
Sorghum bicolor (sorghum) is the source of this 1008-nucleotide messenger RNA. RefSeq names its product transcription repressor OFP1. The transcript has a single exon. Bases 1 to 1008 code for a protein of 335 amino acids. Lineage: Eukaryota; Viridiplantae; Streptophyta; Magnoliopsida; Poales; Poaceae. Gene Ontology annotation, biological process: negative regulation of DNA-templated transcription. The record is from RefSeq and is a predicted model, not a curated record.